AUGUUGUCAAUUCCGCCCCAGGUUGCCCCUGGGGAUACCACAGCUGAUCCGACUGCCCCUCCUCGAUCGAGCACCUCUACCGAGUCUUCGGGUACCCUCAAAAGACGCAGCCCUCACGAUGCCGACGACGACGACGGAUGGCAGACCAUUGAGCGCGGCCGGCCUGUGAAGAAGAACAAGAAAAUCCCCGGCGUCGAUUCGAAACGGUACCCCGGUAUCGACUUUUCGCAGCAAGCAAGGCUACAGUCCAAAAUCAAUGUCUCAUCUCUCCGCGACCUUGUGAUGUACAUCUUCGCCGACGGACCGGCCCCCCAGUGGGUCUCGGUCAAGCACCGGCCAGAGUUUAGAAAGAUUGUCACCAUCAUGGUCCCUGGCCUAGAGGAGGCCAUGUUCAAGGAGAACGUUGACUUCAACACAUACAGUGAUCUUUCUCCAGAUCAAGCGAUCGAUAGGGUUUCUACAUCUCCAGAUGAUUAUUACCCCCGUGCACUCAAGAAGGAUGCCCUGCCCGAACCACUGCAGCCGUUCGCUGAUAUGUUCCCGCAUGUUUGGCCAGUGAGAGCACCGGGUGAUGAUAAGUACGCCAAGCUACACUCCCCAAUACAGUCGAUGCUGUCAGUACCAUUGAAGGAGAAGAAGGGCGGUCUGAAGCCCGUCUCCGACCCCCACGGAUGGAAAGACGUGAGGACGAGGAUCACUGAGUUUCUGGCGGCGCCCGAAGACUUGAUGGAACAUGGCUUUCCAAAACAUCCGGCUAUGCUCCGGGGGCCGCAAAGGGAAUCUUUUAAGGACCCUGAAGGCUGGGUCCAUACCAGAGUCAACGAGCUCUCCGACGGUGAUGUUCCUGAAGCUGAAGUCGAGCAAGGCAGCAUCACCGCGGGCCGCCAGGUCUUGGCUCUUGACUGCGAGAUGUGCAUGACAGGCGAGGCCGAGUACUCCCUCACGAGGAUAAGCUUGGUAUCCUGGGAUGGCGAGGUGGUCCUUGACGAGCUUGUCAAGCCCGACAAGCCCAUCACUAACUACGUGACUCAGUUCUCGGGCAUCACAAAAGAGAUGAUCGACCCCGUAACAACUACCCUGAAAGACAUACAGACCCGGCUGCUUGAUAUCUUGCAUCCGCGCACGAUCCUCGUAGGCCACUCCCUCGACUCGGAUUUGAAAGCGAUGCAACUCGCCCAUCCUUUCAUUGUCGACACCUCCAUUCUAUUCCCCCAUCCCCGCGGCCCGCCGCUCAAGUCUUCUCUCAAAUUCCUAGCUCUCAAGUACCUCAACCGCGAGGUCCAAAAAGGGGACGGGACCAUCCAUGGGCAUGACAGCAUUGAGGACGCUAAAACCUGCCUCGACUUAGUCAAGAAGAAGUGCGAAAAGGGCAAGGCCUGGGCGGCGGGCGAAGUCCAAGGCGAGAACAUCUUCAAGCGGCUCGCCCGCGCUGGCACCUCCUACCGCGCCACCGGCGGGCCCGGAGCCACGGGUGGUCUCCCAGUGGGCAAGAGCAGCGCUGCCGUGGACUGGGGCGAUGUCACUAGGAGCGCCUGCAGCGCCGCCACGGUGACCAUCUCGUGCAAGUCCGACGCCGAAGUCGAAGCGGGCAUCAUCCGCGCGGUCCAGGGCGAUCCCGACGGCCUCGAAGUCCCCGGCGGCGGCGUCGACUUCGUAUGGGCGCGCAUGCGCGAGCUGGAGGCCCUACAGGGGUGGUGGAAUCGCAACAAGCCCAACACCACCGACUCAGGCGCCGAGGAAACCGAACCCGAAACCGCCACCGCGGACAUGCCCACAACCAACACGACCACAAGUACCGACACCACGGCGUCCGCAUCCCCCCUCGAAACGCACCUCGCCGCGCUUAGCCAGCGCCUCAAGCGCAUCCACUCGGCCCUGCCCCCCUGCACCGCACUAAUCGUCUUCAGCGGCACGGGCGACCCGCGCGAGGUGGGCCGGCUGCAGGCGGUGCAGGCGCAGUUCCGGCGCGAGUACAACGCGCCCGACUCCAACUGGGACCGGCUCAGCGUGCAGUGGACGGAUAAGGAGGACCAGGCGCUGCGGCGGGCGGUGAGGGCGGCGAGGGCGGGGAUCGGGUUUAUUGGGGUGAAAUAA
Molecule: messenger RNA, 2094 nt
Organism: Chaetomium globosum CBS 148.51
Lineage: Eukaryota; Fungi; Ascomycota; Sordariomycetes; Sordariales; Chaetomiaceae
Exons: 1
Coding region: 1-2094 (697 amino acids)
Cellular component (GO): nucleus
Molecular function (GO): nucleic acid binding; exonuclease activity
Source: RefSeq, a predicted model, not a curated record